Messenger RNA from Oryza sativa Japonica Group (Japanese rice), 1529 nucleotides. Its product is annotated as cyclin-J18-like. Gene Ontology annotation, molecular function: cyclin-dependent protein serine/threonine kinase regulator activity. Gene Ontology annotation, cellular component: cytoplasm; nucleus; cyclin-dependent protein kinase holoenzyme complex. Lineage: Eukaryota; Viridiplantae; Streptophyta; Magnoliopsida; Poales; Poaceae. The record is from RefSeq and is a predicted model, not a curated record. Gene Ontology annotation, biological process: regulation of cyclin-dependent protein serine/threonine kinase activity; mitotic cell cycle phase transition.
AAACUGCAGUCACCAAAAAAUUCUCAAAUAGGUCAUAUGUUUCUAAUUGAAAUGCAAAAUCGGGAAAAUGCAACUUCGAAAGAAACAUAUAGCCAAACCCGUUUUCCUUGGAAAGGGAUACAUGACUUGAACUUCUUCGUGAUAUGUCACUGACAUGUAGGCAUCUGACUUCACGUGAGAGGAUCCCCUUCCGUUUUCCUCAUAUAGAACAGCACACUAUUCACAGGGUCCAACACCAAGAGCCGAACAGGCCGAAAGCAUGAGGUUAGUGGGCCGUUGAAGAAUUCUGGAGGCCUGGUUGAGCAGCCGCUCCUCCAUUCUCCCCACCUCUUCGGCAAUCUAGCCGGCGUCCCAACUCCUCGCUGCCGCACCGCGGCGCGCACCACCAUGGACGAGGACCGCGCGGUGGAGGCGGCGGCAAGCGCGUGGCCUGGCCCCUCCCGCCGCCGCCGCCUCAUCGAGUUCCUCCUCCACGCCUCCACGCGGCUCGACCUCCGUCCCGUCGUCAAGUACACCGCGCUCUCCUUCUUCGCCGACCGCCUACUGCCCUCCCUCCGGAGGAAGAUGGGGUUCUGUGGCGCACGGGGUGGCCGAGCUGUGACCUCCUGGCUGCUCGAGCCUCUGAGGGACAGCAACCUGGAGCUCUUCGCCCUCGUUGCCGUGUGGAUCGCCAGCAAGAUUCACGAGCUGAAGCCGCUGUCGGUGAAGAGCCUCAAGGCGCUUGGUGAUCGCAUCAUCGCCGACCAGCAUUUCACUUGCCGCGAUUUCGCCAAUGCUGAACUGGUGUUCAUGGAGGUAGUGGAAUACAACAUUGGGUCCUUGAACAUUGCUUUUACAUACCUAGAGGAGCUUCUCGUGCAAUUCAGGGAAAUAUCCAAAAUAGGUGAUCUUUUAAAUAUGGAUGUUUGCAUGGAAAUUUUGGAUAUUCUUUAUGAGACUGAAGAUAGUUCAUGGCUUUUUAACUCUCCCUGUCAACUUGCUGCUUCAGCUCUUGUUACUGCAUAUGCCAUAUCAGUUCCUAAGCAGAGAUGGGAGUUCCCAAUCCUUCCUUGGGUUACGUUUACGACAUCAUAUGAUGAAGAAGAAAUCAUGAAGGUUGUUCUGACUAUUCUAAUGCACGUGCUUAAACCAGAUGAAAUGAAAGGGAAGGGCGAGAGAGAUUUCAAUAUCUGAGGUUUAUUGUGAAUUCUUUAUGCGUAGAGCAUGAGUCCCAGUUUUGCCGUUGUAAGCACUAUUCUCAUGUAACUGUAAGUACUGCUACACAUGUUUGUACAAGGUUGUGCAGCCCGUCUAUGCCCGACGACCGACAUUGACACAUUGUUGAGACUAAAAUGUUGAAAAUGCAAGGGAAUUGCUUUUCAAAGAUUAAAGAAAUGCAAGGGAAUUGAAGUAAUGAUGAUUCAACUGAAAUUCAUGAUUGGAUAUUAAGAAGUAACUAAUAUUUAUGAGUGCCUUAUUUUACCAAUCGAUUCUGUAAAUACGUUUAAUGCCAUAUGUUGAUGAAUAAUGCUCACUGAUAAUUCUGUAAA